This is a messenger RNA of Sphaeramia orbicularis (orbiculate cardinalfish), 9044 nucleotides long. RefSeq names its product dedicator of cytokinesis protein 3-like. Gene Ontology annotation, molecular function: guanyl-nucleotide exchange factor activity; small GTPase binding. The transcript is spliced from 54 exons. Bases 468 to 6734 code for a protein of 2088 amino acids. Gene Ontology annotation, biological process: small GTPase-mediated signal transduction. Lineage: Eukaryota; Metazoa; Chordata; Actinopteri; Kurtiformes; Apogonidae. Gene Ontology annotation, cellular component: plasma membrane; cytoplasm. The record is from RefSeq and is a predicted model, not a curated record.
AGAGAGAGAGAGAGAGAGAGAGAGAGAAAAGAAAAGCACACGAAAUUAAAUAAAUAAGCUUCGAGGAAACGAAAUAUUCCCGUUCUGCUCUGCAAUAACAGCUUUUGUGGAGACUAGAAACCCGCUCUCCGUGCCCGCGCGGCCGUGCGUGGCUUACGUGUACGCGUGUGUGUGUGUGUAUAUGUGUGUAUAUGUGUGUGUGUGCGCUACAUUAGGUGGACACGGAGACUGCAUCAGACUGGAGACACACGCCGGGACAUAAUAGAGCGGAGAUAUUGAGGCUUUGAUGGUCCUUCCUCCCCUACUGAACCCCACACCGCCGGGAUACUGAGACAUGUAGUCCCACGUAUGAACAGCCACGAGAAUCUGUAGCCUUCAGCUCUCAUUUUUUUUUUUUUUUUUUAGCAGCAUCAUCUCACGAUAUCUACAUAAUGUGGCUUGCUCUACCGGAGGGAAAAUAACCAAAUAUGUGGAUACCAACAGAAGAGGAGAAAAUCGGAGUUGUAAUCUGCAACUUCCGGUCACCAGUAUGCCAGGCCCUGGUACUGGAGAUUGGGGAAACAGUACAGAUUCUGGAGAAGAGCGAAGGUUGGUACAGAGGCUUUUCCACCAAGAAGCCUUCUAUCAAGGGUAUAUUCCCCGUCAGCUAUGUCCACUUGAAGAAAUCUACAGUGACCAACAGAGGGCUGUGUGAGACGGUGGUGCCCCUGGAGGACCCGAUUAUCACAGAGACCACCUCCACACUGCAGGAAUGGGGUGUCUUGUGGAAGCAGCUCUAUGUGAAACACAAGGUGGAUCUGUUCCAUAAGCUGCGCCAUGUGAUGAAUGAGCUGAUCGACCUGCGACGGCAGCUGAUCCAGGGUCACCUUGCCCAGGACCAAACUCGCGAGAUCAAACGGCACAUAACCGUACGACUUGACUGGGGAAACGAGCACCUUGGCUUAGACCUCGUUCCCAGGAAAGAGUUUGAAAUGGUGGAUCCGGAUCAGAUCAGUGUAUCGGAGCUCUACAAACUGCACGUAUCCAGCAGACACUGUGGUGGACAGCAGAGCACAAACCAGGGUGACAGCAUGAGACAGCGCCAUGGUGACAGUUGCCGUGUCCCUGUGUCGCACCAUCUCUUCAUCAAUCUGAAGAGCUUUACUUACAACAGCAUCAGUGAGGAUGCAGAUGUCUUUUUCUCCCUGUACGACACUCGUGAGGCCAAACAGAUCAGUGAGAAGUUCAUGGUGAAACUAAACAAAAAUGGAGGACCAAAGAAUCCAGAGAAGGUUGACCGUCUGUGUGCUCUCUUCACGGACCUGAGCAGUAAAGACUUGAAGAGAGACCUGUACAUUGUUGCACAUGUCAUAAGAACUGGCCGUAUGCUGCUGAAUGACUCAAAGAAAGGUCCGCCACAUGUGCAGUACAGACGACCUUACGGCUGUGCUGUCCUUGCCAUGAGUGAUGUUUUCCACACCAUCACAGACCUCAAAGAGGAGAAGGACUUUGUGCUAAAAGUUUACACAUGUAACAAUGAAAAUGAGUGGUACCAAAUUCAUGAGAACAUCAUCCGCAAGUCCAACACCAAGUACUCCGCUCCCAGCACCAACUAUGGCCUCAUCAUUUCCCUGCAGCUCCUGCGGGGUGAGCUGGAGCAAAUCCGACGGGAGAACCAGGCCGUGUUCAACAGGGCCCUGGCACUCACACGAAAACUGGGGUUCCCAGAUGUCAUCCUGCCAGGCGACACACGUAAUGACCUGUAUCUGACCCUGGAGCGGGGUGAGUUUGAGAGGGGUGGCAAGAGCGUCCAGAAGAACAUUGAAGUCACACUUUACGUCCUCUAUGCCGACGGGGACACACUCAAAGACUGCAUUAGUUUGGGCAGUGGGGAGCCCAACACCAGUGAAUAUCGCUCUUUUGUUCUGUACCACAACAACAGCCCUCGCUGGAGUGAGAUGGUCAAGCUUCCUAUCCCCAUAGAUCGUUUCAGAGGAUCCCACCUACGCUUUGAGUUCAGACACUGCUCCACUAAAGACAAAGGGGAGAAAAAGCUAUUUGGCUUUGCCUUCACUCCUUUAAUGAGAGAAGAUGGGACCACAUUGUCAGAUGAGAGUCAUGAGCUGUAUGUGUACAAGUGUGAUGAGAACGCCACCUUCAGUAACCAGGGCCUGUACCUCAGCCUUCCCUGCUGUAAAGAAGACUUCAACAGCUGCCCUAACCUGCCGGCCAACCUGCCUUUCCAGAGGAGCCCCAAGGAAACGUUCUGGGUCUCUACGAUACUCUGCUCAACCAAACUCACACAAAAUGUGGACCUUCUGGCUCUUCUAAACUGGAAAGCCCAUCCAGACAGGGUGCUAGACAUCCUCGGACGACUGCGUCAGAUCAGUGGAGAGGAGAUUGUCAAGUUCUUGAGAGAUGUCCUGGAUACGCUCUUCUGUCUUUUGGAUGACAACACUGAUAAAUAUGGACCUCUGGUUUUCCAGUCAUUGGUGUUCAUCAUAAACCUGCUCAGGGACAGUCGUUUCUACCACUUCAGACCUGUCAUAGACUCCUACAUCCAAAACCAUUUUGCUGGAGCUUUGGCGUACAAAGAGCUGAUUCGAUGCUUGAAGUGGUACAUGGAUCGUUCGGCUGAGGUGGUCAGACAGGACCACAUCCAGGAGGCCAUGAGGGCUCUGGAGUACCUGUUCAAGUUUAUCGUCCAGUCUCGCAUCUUGUACUCGAGAGCCACCUGCGGGAUGGAGGAGGAGCAGUUCAGAGCGAGCAUUCAAGAGCUUUUCCAGUCGAUCCGCUUCGUCCUGAGUUUGGACAGUCGCAGCUCAGAGAACCUGGUGUUCACGCAGGCAGCGCUAUUGAACAGUUUCCCUGAUAUCUUUGAUGAGCUGCUGCAGAUGUUCACUGUUCAGGAGGUGGCUGAAUAUGUCAGAGGCACCCUAGGGAGCAUGCCCAGUACGGUGGACAUCGGCCAAUCUAUGGAUGUUGUUAAACUCCAGUCCAUUGCUCGUACGGUGGAGAGCCGCCUCUUCUUCUUCCCUGAGUCUCGUAGUAUUCUGCUGCCUGUGGUUCUGCAUCAUAUCCAUCUGCAUCUACGCCAGCAGAGGGAGCUACUCAUCUGUUCUGGGAUACUGAGCAGCAUCUUUUCUAUAAUCAAGACCAGCUCCAUGGAGUCUUCAGUUCAGGAAGAGGUGGAGAUGAUGGUGGAGAGCCUUCUGGAUGUGCUGCUGCAGACUCUGCUGUCUAUCAUGAGCAAGUCUCACUCUGUAGAGACAUCCAGAGGACAACGCUGUCCCCAGUGCACAGCAGAGAUAACUGGCGAGUAUGUUUCCUGUCUUCUCUCCCUGCUUCGACAGAUGACGGAGAUUCAUUUUCACCAUCUACUCAACAACUUCCAUAGCAAGGAGGAGCUGAAGGAGUUCUUGUUGAAGAUCUUCUGUGUGUUUCGAAAUCUGAUGAAACUGACUAUCUUCCCCCGAGACUGGAGUGUCAUGAGGCUUCUAACUAGUCAUAUCAUCGUAGUGACAACACAGUUCCUGUCUCCGGCACUGCAUAAGAACUUCUCAGAGGCAGAUUUUGAUUUUAAGGUGUGGAACUCCUUUUUCAGCCUCACUGUGCUGUACAUCAACCAGCCCAGUCUGCAGCUGGAGGCGCUUAGCCCGGCGAAGAGAAAGAAAGUCCUUGACAAAUCUGGAGAUAUGAGAGUUAUAAUGGCGUAUGAGCUUUUCAGCAUGUGGCAGAAAUUAGGUGACAACAAACCUCACUUCAUUCCUGGAAUGAUGGGCCCCUUCCUGGGAGUCACCCUGGUACCUCAGACUGAAGUCCGAAAUAUUAUGAUUCCAAUUUUCCAUGACAUGAUGGACUGGGAGCAGAGAAAAAAUGGCAACUUUAAGCAGGUGGAAGCUGAGCUGAUGGAUAAGUUGGACAGCAUGGUGUCAGAUGGGAAGGGGGAUGAUAAUCACAGAGAGCUCUUCAGCCUCUUAACCCAGUUGUUUGGUCCUUAUCCAAGUUUGUUGGAGAAGAUAGAGCAGGAGACUUGGAGAGAGACGGGGAUCUCCUUUGUCACAUCGGUCACAAGACUUGUUGAGAGAUUACUGGAUUACAGGGACUGCAUGAAAGGAGAUGAGAUGGAGAACAAGAAAAUCGGUGGAUCUGUCAACCUUAUGAACUUCUACAAAUCAGAGGUCAACAAGGAGGACAUGUACAUCCGUUACAUCCAUAAGCUGUGCGACCUGCACCUCCAAGCAGAAGACUUCACAGAGGCGGCGUUCACCCUGCUGUUGUACUGGGAGCUGCUGCAGUGGGAGGACCGGCCUCUGAGGGAUUUCCUCCACUACCCCUGUCAGAGUGAGUGGCAACGCAAGGAGAACCUGAGUCGUAAAAUCCUGCACUACUUCAACAAGGGCAAGUGUUGGGAAUAUGGAAUCUCUCUGUGCCGUGAGCUGGCUUUCCAAUAUGAGACUUUAUACGAUUAUCAGAGCCUCAGCUGGAUACGGAAAAUGGAAGCAGCGUACUAUGACAACAUCAUUGAACAGCAGAGGAUUGAACCCGAGUUCUUCCGAAUGGGCUUCUAUGGCAGGAAGUUUCCUUUCUUCCUCAGGAACAAGGAGUUUGUCUGUCGUGGUUAUGACUAUGAACGACUCGAAGACUUCCAGCAAAGGAUGCUGGGAGAAUUUCCACAAGCCAUUGCCAUGCAGCACCCUAACCAACCUGACGACACCAUCCUUCAAAGCGACGCUCAGUACUUGCAGAUCUAUGCGGUGACUCCAGUGUCAGACAUUUCUGAUGUGCCUCAGCUGGAGCGUGUGCCUGAGAGGAUCAAGAGCUUCUACCGCAUAAAUAAUGUCAGUCGCUUCCACUAUGACAGGCCUUUCCACAAGGGGCCCAAAGACCGCGAGAAUGAGUUCAGGAGUCUUUGGAUUGAGAGAACAACACUGAUUCUCUCCCGUCCUCUCCCUGGUAUCUCCCGCUGGGCGGAAGUGGAAAGAAGAGAAGUCGUGGAGGUCAGCCCUCUGGAGAAUGCCAUUUACGUUGUGGAGAAUAAGACCCAGGAGCUGCGGACUCUGAUCAGUCAAUACCAACACAGGCAGCAUCAUGGCAACAUCAACCCACUCAGCAUGUGCCUCAACGGAGUAAUAGACGCUGCUGUGAACGGAGGCAUCGCCAGAUACCAGGAGGCGUUCUUUGAUAAGGAAUACAUCAGCAGUCAUCCAGAGGACACGGAGAGGGUCACGCAGCUGAAGGAUCUGAUGCAGGAACAGGUGCACAUUCUUGGAGUUGGACUGGCUGUUCAUGAGAAGCUGGUGCAUCCAGAAAUGCGUCCACUGCACAAAAAACUAGUAGACCAGUUCCACAUGAUGAGGACAGGUUUACACCAUUCUAUGGUCGGGUCUCAGCAGGGUGUGCCGGGUGUGGACAGAUUUGGACCUGCAGGCUGUCCAGGAGUCAACUCUCCCAGAGGAAUCCUGUCCUCACACAGCCACAUGAGUCCUGAGAGUGUACGCCUUAUGCACAGACACAGCCCUCUGAACCUACAGGGUUCAAUCCGUCACUCGUCCUCCUCCCUUUCCUCUCAUACGUCCAGUGAGGCAGGAAAUCUUGUCAUAAUGACUGAUGGCCUGAUGGGGGAGCAUCCAGAGGAGGCCAUACACAUGCAGCCGAGUCCAUCCUCCUCCAGUCUGAGUUCCAUUCGUUCCAACUCUUCCCAGAUUAUCAAUUCUGCUCCUUCCAGUGCCAGAGGGUCUCCAUCCCUGCCUGACAAAGCCAAACACAACCGUGAAGUGAUGAUACUGUUGCCACCUCACCGUGAGAGAGCUAAUAACUCCAUGUACUACAACAUGGCGGAGAACGGACAGAACAACCACAUGCAGCGUGCCUUACUUCAACAAGUUAGCCCCUGUAAGCCAUGUGCUGAUCCUCACAUGAAUCUACCAGAGAAAGUCUUUGCUAACACUCCGAGCAGCUGGAGUCUGGAUGGAGAGAACAGAGAACCUGUGUCCUACAUGCCUCCUUCUACCACAGGGUCUAUUAUGCCCCCAGUCCCACCCAGGUCUUUCCCACCAGGACACUUCCUGAUGCACUGUGAUGCGUUUCACCACCAGAACAAUGAUCCCCCUCCUGCUCUGCCAGUCCGUUCACUCCGAAAGUCUCCUCUGCAUCCCAUUCCUGGCUCCCCCACCAGCCCUCAGUCAGCUUUGGGUGGCAGUAAUUCCACUCUGUCGGGCAGUGCCAGCAGCGGCGUGUCCUCUCUGAGUGAGAGUAACUUCGGAGGCCAGUAUCCGGACCCCGGACCGAUCCGAAACGACGCUUUGGAGCCCCUCCCCAGUCAUCUGUGGUCCCCCCCUGACGAGUACCUGUCCUCUCCGUACCUGCACAUCCACUACGGCGGAGGAUCAGAAAUCGACUCUGUGGACCCGGUGCGCCCCUUCCAUUACCGCAGCCCCGCUUCACACCCACACACCCAUCCGCAUCCUCAUGCCCACGCACACCCAGGCCUGGACAGCCACUCUCACGGACCUCCGCCGCACCACCACCCGCCUACCCACGGCCCUCACCACAUCCCCUACCGCAGGCCCCAGCCUCCAGCCGUGCCGCCCAAACCCUACCUGAGAGAAGGCUGCAUCCCUGAGGAGGACCUGCCACCUCAGCCCAUCCCGCUGCCCCGCAGGAUCUUCCACUCCCCCCACAGCCACAGAGAGGACCAAGUCAAACAUGCAUGGGAGCAGUGCAUCAGCGAAGAGCAUGAGGAGACCCAGUGAUGAGGAGUCUCCUGCUAUAUUUCACAUAGAGCUUUUUACUCCUUGUCAUCUUUCCUUCGUAUGCACUGAUUUAAAGAAGCAGCAAAAGAGAGUUAAUGAACAGCUGUCAGGUGUAUUUAUUUGACCCUUUUCAGUCUGCUCAUUAAUUUCAGUGCAGAUGAAGGAAAAAAAACAAGUGAUUCUGAAUAAAUUUAUAGUAUGAGGCACAACUGCCGUCACUGCUCCAUUAAAAAGAGUAUUAUCUGUUGAACAAUGACAGAUAACAUUAACUUUGUUCAAAAAUUGAUAUUGAUUGUACACAAUUGUACAACUAGUCUGUGAGCAUGUUUUUCCAUUUGAGAAUAAUAUGACAGUUUUGUGAAAUAUGACAACCAUGAUCAUAACCAACAUGAUCCAAGGUGCAGUAUAAGCUGUGAACACUGCUCUUAAUUUUUGCUUGGUCAUUUUUCACAACACGAGGCAACUUCAGAGGGUUAUAUUCACAGUGAGGUGACUUCUGUGCUUUAAAUGCUAUAGCCUAUAUGAAUUCUUAUUUUGAUAAAUUUGCUACAUUAUAGUGUUUUCGAAGGCUUAUCUCCAUUAUGUUUUUCAAAACACUGUUAAGUGCUCCUUAAUAGUGAAUCAUAUCAAAUGGCACACUCUGAUACGUGUUGCUACCAGGCUGUCAUAAACUGCAGGUCUUUAUGAUUGGACUCUCCUCUUGGACCGGCAUCUCAAGGGACUUCAGUCACUGCAGAUUUCCAUCCAUACCAUGUGUAUGGAAACCAAUGUGAAUGUAUUCAGAUGAGAUGUUCUAUUUGUAUUGCACAAGUUGCAAACCUGGUUUUUGUUCAAGUGCUUUAAGUUCAGUCUAUGUUGAAGAAGUGUCUAUUUGUCCCUUUUGUGUGACAAGAUAUCUUGAGAGGAAUGAGGUUGUUUGGUAGACUGAUGGGAAUGUUGAAAGGAAACUAAGGACAGUGACAGACGGCCUGUGAUAGUCAGGUCCCAAACUUGUCAUGUGUCAUGUUUCUGGUGAAAGAAGAAAGGGAUGGAAUGAGGACUCUCCACUUCAAACCUCAACCACCUGCUGGACACUGAACACUAACACCAACACCCCUUCUCUGUCCGUCUCAGCUUCCCUGCAUCUUUUUCCUUCUUCUUAUGGUUGUCAGACCAUGUUCAACAGUGAGGGCUGAACUUGGACAGCUGCAGUGGCAUUGCUUGCGUCUGAUGACACUGUCUAGCCCCCCUCCCGGCCGCUGAGUGGCCAGUCGAGGAGCCCAUUCAGACAGCGUUGGAAUCGCCUACCUGCCUUAAGUGCACUCAAAUGCAGUUUGACCUCUCAUCCGGACUGUGAGGAGCUCAUAGUUCUCCUUUUCAUUCUGUUCACUAUACGCUCACUGAAGGAAAAAGAUAUCUACCUAGUGAUGUUUUUGUAUGGUUUUGUCCAGCUUUGGUUUCAGAUUGUUGUUUGAUUUGUAGCGCUAAUAUUUCUUGUUCUGCCUGCAGCUCUUUCUCGAUCACCUUCUGUUGUGUGAAAACGAAUACAUUUCCGAAAAAUGCUCAAUCCCGGACUGAGAGAGAGGUUUCCUUUAUUUGAGCAGAAGAAUGGCACUGUUUAUUGCAUUGUGGUGGGUUGGAAGGAUAUAGCUAAUAUUUUAACAAUUAAUUGUUUUCCUGGUUGUUUUUCUGCAGGUGGAUGCUUUGUGUUACUGUACAUCAAGUUGUCAGCUGACUAGACAACAUCUAUUUUUGUAUGUGAGAUCAUCAGUUGUGUGAACAUUUCAGAAAAGGUACCGAGACAGAAGGUACUGCAUAGGCUGCUGUACAUUGUAUGGAAAUGAGCCUGAGGUUAGAUAUAUAUACAGUAUGUGAGUAUCUAUUGUGAGCUUGAUGGCAAUGAAGAUAACUGGUGACUGAAGUGAUACUCAAAAUAUAGGUACAAUAGAAUUUUUCAAUGUAAAUUCUGUUAUUGUACAUACAGCAGUAUUGUGAAAUAUUUUUGAGAAUUAUUGCAAACGCCCCAAAAAGGUUUAUUGUUGUUUUGUGUAUAUACAUGUACUCCAGAGAUCAAUGUAAUUGAUAAAUAUCUAUAAUCAGUGUUUGAAAAAGGACAAAUCCAUUAGACUGUGGCUGUCUCCACCGUUCUUGACUUUGAGUCUUCUCAUAUAAAUACUUUAUACACUUUUCAAUGUGCUUUCCUGUACAUAUGGUGUUAGCAUGAUCAAACAGUGUUUGGUUGUAAAAGUGGUUUUCCUACUCCCAUAACUGCUGUGGUAUGGAAUUCAUUAACGAUGCCAAACAUUAAAGACAAUCUUUUAUCAGCUCUAA